AUGCCGCGACCCUCACGUGAAUCUUACGGUGAUCAAAAACCACCAUAUUCGUACAUCUCUUUAACAGCGAUGGCAAUAUGGAGCUCUCCUGAGCGUAUGUUGCCCUUGUCCGAAAUUUACCGGUUUAUUAUGGACCGGUUUCCAUAUUAUCGGCGCAAUACCCAACGAUGGCAGAAUUCUUUAAGACAUAAUCUUUCAUUUAAUGAUUGCUUCGUGAAAGUGCCACGACGUCCGGAUCGACCUGGAAAAGGUGCAUACUGGACCUUGCAUCCGCAAGCUUUUGACAUGUUUGAAAAUGGUUCCUUGCUUCGUCGACGCAAAAGAUUCAAGUUGCAGAAAGGAGAAAAAGACAAUUUAAAUGCAGAAUUAGCUGCCCUUGCAAGUUUUAACCGAGCUUUUCUUGCACGACAAGCUGGAGCACCACCACCACCACCACCCCUGCCGACCGCCAGCUUGUAUACACCAUCAAUGUGCCAGUUAAGUCCUGAACCUGCAGAGCUUGCCGAGGCUGUAACUGUCACAAUGCUUCCUAGAGAAAGACCACGUAGAGCAUUUACGAUAGAUGCUCUAUUGGAGCCAGAGCCUCCACGGGCAUCGCCGUCGCCACCCAACCAUAUCUUAGCGAUGCAGGUCGUUCAAGCGAUGCCCUCAUUAGAUUUCUCUAUGCCGUCGCCUUACGUGCUUGCAGCGCAUCGUUAUCAAGCUGAACUUCUGCAGGCGGCGGCGCAUGCUCUCCGUCCCUGCUAUCUCCCACCGCCGCCGCUACCGGUAGCG
Brenthis ino (lesser marbled fritillary) is the source of this 774-nucleotide messenger RNA. The record is from the annotation of a GenBank genome assembly. NCBI's taxonomy places the organism in Eukaryota, Metazoa, Arthropoda, Insecta, Lepidoptera, Nymphalidae.